AUGAGCACCCAGAAGCGAUCUCUAAGUUCACAGGUGCCAGAGCUUCCCAUAAGGGCCCUGGGUGAGCUGCCCCUACAGGCGCUGCCCAUAGAGGAGCCCCUGGCUGAGGAUGCAGACCCUGAGGUGGCCCCCACCAUGCACACUCUCUAUGUGGGCCACCUGAACCCCCAGUUCUCCGUGCCAGUACUCACCUGCCUGCUGCGAGACACCUUGGAGCGGCUCGAAGUGCCUGUGGCGCGGGAGCACAUUGAGGUGGUGAGGCGGCCGCGGAAGGCCUAUGCAGUGGUGCAGGUGGCCACCCCAAAGGCCACCCUGGCCUCGCUCCCCUCGCGCCUGCAGGUAGCCUCAGAGGAACACCUGAUCCUCAAGGAGCUGGCGGCCCGGGGGAAGGUGCUGGUGGUGAGUGAGGGCCAGAAGCCCUCCCACCGCAGCAAGGAAGAAGACUGUGGCCUGAGCCGGGGCCCCAGCCUUGGCGCCAGCCCGGACCGUAGUGGGAGGUCGUUGGUCCCACCCGCAGAGACCCCGCCCAGCCUGGCCUGGGUCUCUCGGGGGCCACGCAUCCACCACCGCCAGCCCAGCGGCGCGCGCUCCGACAGCGCCAUCGUGCGCCAGGAGAUCCUGGGCCAGGAGCGGCUCUUCCAGGGAGCUUUCCUGGGCAGCGAGACGCGCAACGUGGAAUUCAAGCGCGGCGGCGGCGAGUACCUGAGCCUGGCGUUCAAGCACCACGUGCGGCGCUACGUGUGCGCCUUCCUCAACAGCGAGGGCGGCAACCUGUUCGUGGGCGUCGAGGACAGCGGCCUGGUGCAGGGCAUCCGCUGCAGCCACCACGACGAGGACCGAGUGCGCCUGCUGGUGGACUCCAUCCUGCAGGGCUUCAAGCCCCAGGUCUUCCCGGACGCCUAUGACCUCACUUUCAUCCCCGUGAUCAGCGCCUCCGCCCUCAGCGUCCCCCUCAAGGUGAUCCGCCUGCGCGUGCACGCGCCCAAGGCCCAGAGCGAGCCGCAGCUCUAUGAGACCGAUCAGGGGGAGGUGUUCCUGCGGCGCGACGGGAGCAUCCAGGGCCCGCUGUCCGGCAGCGCCAUCCAGGAGUGGUGCAGGCAGAAAUGGACUGCAGAACUGGGCAAGCUGGAGGAGAAGGUGAAGGUGUUGACGGUAGAGAAGGAGCAGCUCCAGCAGCAGCUGAAGCAGCACUGGCUGGCCUCCUGCACCUGCUGUGUCCUGUGAGGCAGGCGAGCCAGGGCGGGCGAGGCCUGUGCUCAGCACAGGAGAGGUGCAGCACUUCGUACCUGCACCUGAGUCCUGCCAACAGACACCACCAUCUGAGCUGACCAGGGAGGCAGGGCUGCUCAGAGGUAGCCGGGAGGGCUCUGCUUCCUCUCCUCCAGCAGCCCUGCACACGGGGGGGCCUGAACUAGCCCCAGGGGGCUUCAGUCUUGAGCAGACCCAGAUCUGGGUGGCUAAGAAAUUGCUCUUAGCAUGAUCCCCACAGAACCUUCACUUUCAGAAAGAACUUGGCUACCCUAGGACUAAGCUGUAUGGGACUGUCCCUCUCCUAAAACGCUGAUUUUGACCACGCUGGAAUCUGGGACUCCGGUUGGCUAGAAGAGACUAUCAAGGAAUCUGGCACCUUCUGCAGAAAGCAAGGUACAUUCAGUAACUGUGGUUACAGGGCAAACAAGCCACCCUGCAGCCCUCAUCCCUGGCUUGCUGGAACUUGUGACUGGCAACGCUC
This is a messenger RNA of Loxodonta africana (African savanna elephant), 1732 nucleotides long. It is a transcript of the gene SLFNL1, whose product is annotated as schlafen like 1. The record is from RefSeq and is a predicted model, not a curated record. NCBI's taxonomy places the organism in Eukaryota, Metazoa, Chordata, Mammalia, Proboscidea, Elephantidae. Bases 1 to 1224 code for a protein of 407 amino acids. The transcript has 5 exons.